This is a messenger RNA of Symbiodinium pilosum, 1719 nucleotides long. The record is from the annotation of a GenBank genome assembly. NCBI's taxonomy places the organism in Eukaryota, Dinophyceae, Suessiales, Symbiodiniaceae.
AUGUUCCAAGUACGCGUUGCAGGCAACAAGCAAGAAGUUUGUGCGCCGCUGCGGAAUGAAGGCAGCGGUGCAGACCACAUGUUGCAACCCAUUAUGACUACGCUCACCUGCAUUGACACUUGUGCCACAAAACCUUUUCUAUGUGAUAAUUCUAUCCAUGUGACCCUUGUGGCUGCCAAUUUCCUGAAACAAGUAGCCGUACUUACUUGCUUGCCAAACAGCUUGCUAGGCACGUUCUUUUCCGCACACGUUUGCGUGGGCACCCCGGCUCAAUGUUUUGACGCAGUCGCGGACACCGGCAGCGACAAUGUCAUUGUGCCCUCCUGCAUCUGCGAUGAGGUUCCAGGCACAGGAUGUGGCAAGCAUGAGCGAUGCUUUCGGGGAUCGAACAGGUCAUCAACCUUUUCCAUACCACCGACUCCCAAGAUCGCAGAGCUGACGUUUGGCAGUGGAACAAUCCAAGCCGCGAUCGCCAGUGACGUUGUCAGCGUCUCGGGUGUAAGCGCGAACAUGACCAAUGGUGUUCUGCUAAUGCUAAACCGAGCGGCUCUGGAGGUAAGCGGGGAUUUUCAGGGCAUCCUUGGGCUGGGCCUACCUAAGACUCCAGCUGCCUUGAAUAUGGGCGGCACGAUCCUGGCUACGGAGCCGACUCCUGUCUACUCAGGUAUUGUUGCCGCUUUUGUUUGUUUGCUCUUUCCCCAGCUGUGCCCUGCUACUGUCCCUUAUCAUGUCAAGAGACAGAGCACGCCCUAUGAAGAAAAGCUCUUCCUCCAGAUGGCGAAGGUCGAUCGCUUCUCAUUGUGUUUUCAGGAUGCAGAACAACCUGGAGCCUUGCGCUUCAACUUGCCUCCAUUUCUCAACGCCAUUGAUCAAAUUGGAGAGCUUCAUUGGGGAAUUGGUUUGCAAGGCAUGUCCAUUGGCCCUCGCAAUGGUCCUUCAGACAGUGGAGUCAUUUUCUGUAGUCCUGAGACAAUGACACCCGGCAUGACCAGUCCCUGUGGCAUCAUCCCAGACUCUGGCACAACACUGAUAACUGGCCCUGCCCAACAGGUAAAAGCGUUACAAGCCGAGCUGUGCAGCAAGUGGCCAAGGUGCAGGGAGCAGGCUCGUGGACAGCCAAGUGCUUUGGACUUUGAGCAGGUGCUUCAGGACUGCUCCAGCUGGCUGAACGAGUCUGGCUUGGAGGAGAUCCCAUCUCUUUUCUUCCAUGUUGGCAUGACAGGGAAACAGGUUGAGGUGUUUGAGCUGACGUCCUGGGCAUGGGUCACAGAAACAUUGGUGGAUGGCACAGCGGUUUGCAUGCCGGGAUUCGGAGAAAUGGAGUAUUCGACUGCAAAGAAUGGUCCCGUCUGGAUCUUGGGCACCCCGCUGUUUUACGAGUACAAUGUAGGCUUUGACCUGAAGGCAAAGCAGGUAUCACUGGAGGCAGGGACAUGCCAACCCUGCUUGUCAGACACGCUGCUGCUGUCAAAGCCCACCUCGCGACUUUUGCCACGACGACAGCAGGGUCAUGUCUGGACAAAAGGUGAUGCCAUGGGAAACUACACAGGGCCGUUCAUCACCUACUUCGAGGAUCAAGAAACCAGAACACCAGCGCGUUGGGUCUUCUUUGACGGCAUGUCCUUUGAUAUCCUCAGCUGGGAACCUGGAAAGCAGGCAUUGGGCGGGAACUGCGUGAGAAGGAUCGGGGAUGGUCUGCUGUUUUGUCCCAACCUGUGA